AUGCUUCUACAGUUCACAGAAGGGGCUCAAAAGCCGCAGACUUCUCAUCAUUCAUCAGUUGAUACUCUUCCGCAGACACCAUCAAUUCCAUCUGCCCAAAGAGAGGCCUCAGGCAAUGCUUCAGCAGCAGCUGCUCAGACAUGGAUGUCUUCAGGGGCAGGAGGGUUUAAACUAGGACCUGAGAAUUCUGGUUCAUCCAAAAAUCAGAUUUUUGCAGAUUCUCUUCACAACUCAACAAGAGAGUUCCAUCAGCAUAUUUCAAGAAUUCAGGGAGAGUUUCCUUCUGGUGGAAUGUCUCUCCAGUCUAAUAAGAACAAUUUUCCAUUUCAUUCAUAUAGACCUCAACCUAGUCACGUAAGUGUUGUUUCACAGUUGCCCAACCGACCUAGGAUUUUCCCUCAAUCAACAUUCGCGGACCAAUCUAGAUUUCAAAUGCAGACCUCUUGGCAAGGUCUCAGUCCUCAAAGCCAACCAAGGCAGAAACAAGAAACUCUUCCGCCUGACUUGAAUAUUGAUUGUCAAUCUCCAGGGUCACCUGCAAAACAAUCUUCUAGUGCUGUUGAUUCACAGCAACCAGACCUAGCUUUGCAAUUAUGA
This is a messenger RNA of Lathyrus sativus (Indian pea), 597 nucleotides long. NCBI's taxonomy places the organism in Eukaryota, Viridiplantae, Streptophyta, Magnoliopsida, Fabales, Fabaceae. The record is from the annotation of a GenBank genome assembly.